Arctia plantaginis is the source of this 1995-nucleotide messenger RNA. The record is from the annotation of a GenBank genome assembly. NCBI's taxonomy places the organism in Eukaryota, Metazoa, Arthropoda, Insecta, Lepidoptera, Erebidae.
AUGGCUUGGAGAUCACGAGCAGAAGUCGCCACCAAGGCCGCGUCAUCGGCAAAAAGAAGACAGUCUGCAUAUAAGUCCUUGCGAAAGCGUUCGGCCUUGAGGAGCGAAAUUAUGUUGAAAAGCUUCCCAUCGGCCCGCGUAUGCAGGAUUUUUAGAAGCAGUGCGAAAACUAUACCAAAGAGGAAUUUGAAGCAGUUGUACGUCAGAGUUCGGUCAGCGUUGUGUUUGGUGAAUAUAUACUCUUUAACAUGUCGGUCUGUUUGUCAAUACGCGUCGCAGCGCGGCACCGAGAGCAACUGUUGCAGUCGCUCGCCACCAGACUGGAAUAAUUUUGACAUCGAUCGUGUCUGUUUUGGCGUCAUAUCCCGACGUAAAGGAUCAAUUGCAAUGAUGGAGACCGAAACAAAAGUUGUGGAUGGACAAGAAAAAACGAAAGAAGACACUGAUCCCAUAACUAAAUCAAUAGGAGCUUUUGGCAAAUGGCAAUUUUGGAUAUGUGUCAUUGUAUUUCUGGUCAAAUUUCCUGUGGCUUGGCAUCAGAUGAGCAUUAUAUUCCUUUCUCCACCGAUGAACUUUACAUGCUCGAGCUCUGAACCUGGAAAAUUUGAUAAUGUGUGCAACGCUAGCUGUUCUAAUUAUGUAUACGACCAUUCUGUCUUUCAAGAAACCAUCGUAUCACAAUGGAAUCUCGUUUGCGAGAGACAGUGGUUGAAAAAUCUUACUCAAACUAUUUUCAUGCUGGGGAUCCUUAUUGGCAAUAUGAUGUUUGGACAUCUAUCUGACAGAUAUGGACGUCGCCUGCCGUUCCUUGCGGCAGUGUUUCUCCAACUCAUUUCUGGUGUAGCAACUGCGUAUUCCGUGGACUGGUACAUGUUCACGGCCCUUCGAUUCUUCCUUGCGGUUGCUACUGGAGGAACCAUGGUAACCAGCUUCGUCCUCAUCAUGGAACUAAUCGGCACCAAGUACAGAGACACUGUUGGCAUCCUCUACCAGAUACCGUUCAACUUGGGUCACCUUACGUUACCGCUGUUCAGUUACUAUCUUCGAGAUUGGAGUACAUUCCAACUGGCAAUAUCACUACCUUCCAUUCUCUUCUUGAGCUACUUCUUUUUAUUACCUGAAUCACCAAGAUGGCUUUUAACUUCAGGCAAAGCUGAAGAAGCGGUAAAAAUUAUGACUACCGCUGCUAUGAUGAACGGUCGACCCACAGAUAAUAUAGCCCAAGUGGCUCAAAAGAUGAAUGUUGAAAUAAGCGGGAAACAAGAGGAGCAUGCGUCUUUCAUCGAUCUUUUCCGGACACCAAAGCUGCGAGCGCGUACCAUCGCCAUUCUAUACAACUGGUUCGUGUGCGGAUUAUGUUUCUUUGGAGUUUCGCAGUACAUAGGGCACGUCUCCGGCAAGAUAUUCACUAACGUUGCUAUUUCUGCAGCUAUACUGGUUCCCGGCACCAUCAUAUCAAUCUACACUAACAGAAUUCUUGGUCGGAAAAUCACGUUGGUCUGCGCCAACUGCAUUACAGGAUUCAGCUGUCUCCUCAUAAUCUUUGUACCACAAUCGGGCGCCGGUCACCUUACGCUCGGUUGUAUUGGGUUAUUCGGAUUGAGCAUUUCAUUUGCUACGGUAUAUUUAUACGCAGGAGAACUGUUUCCAACCGUGGUGAGAAACGCGGGCGUAGGGCUCUCAUCCACGGCUGCCAGAAUAGGAUCAAUGGUAGCCCCUUUUGUAGCUACUCUAUCCAACACUAGUUCUUGGCUACCACCCUUAGCCUUUGGAAUAGUUCCUCUAAUAGGCGCUGUUCUUUGCAUUUUACUUCCGGACACUCGAGGCAGAAAACUGCCUGAUACUUUAGCAGAAGGUGAAAAGCGAAAGUUAUUUGAUUUAGCAACAAACAAUAAAGUUAAGACGUACGUUACAAAUAUUGAAAAAAGAAUUUGUGUCAGUGAUUGUAAAUAUCAAAUUAAACAAAGGCGAUCAAAAUGGAUGAAGAUCCUAUAG